Hemicordylus capensis (graceful crag lizard) is the source of this 13199-nucleotide messenger RNA. It is a transcript of the gene TRRAP, whose product is annotated as transformation/transcription domain associated protein. The coding region runs from base 653 to 12235 and encodes 3860 amino acids. Gene Ontology annotation, cellular component: SAGA complex; NuA4 histone acetyltransferase complex; nucleus. The transcript has 75 exons. The record is from RefSeq and is a predicted model, not a curated record. Gene Ontology annotation, molecular function: transcription coregulator activity; protein binding. NCBI's taxonomy places the organism in Eukaryota, Metazoa, Chordata, Lepidosauria, Squamata, Cordylidae. Gene Ontology annotation, biological process: regulation of DNA-templated transcription; DNA repair.
GGCAAGGGGCUGAGGGGCCUUGGAGCAGGGGGCUAUUGGGAGUCAUGUGAGGCUUCCCUGUGGGGCCCUCCAGGCAGUGGGGCCGCCCCCCAGACAACCGCCUCCCCUUGCCUCAUCGUAAUCCCGCCCAUGCUAAAGCAGGUUUCCCUCUCAUCAUGUUAAUGGUUCUACGUCCGGCGUUUUCAGAAAAGGCCACUUAAAAGCAGCGUUUUAAAAUCCCGGAAAUACCUCGAGAUCAGCCAGAAUCCGCAAGACAAAGCCCGGCUGGUGUCUGGAGUGGGUCCAAGGAUCUCGAAGGGGCUUCGGGGUGUCAGGGUAAUAAUUACAAGAAAUGUCAGUGCAGUGAAAAGAGCCCAGAUACUCCCCAAGUCAAAAAGAUGGCCACAUUCUGAUGGUGUGCCCCCUGCUUUUCCUGCUGCCGCCCCAUCAAACAAAAUAAAUGAUUGCAGAGUGGGAUUUCAUAACCCCUGCUUAACAGCAAUGGGUACCAGUCUGAAAGUCAUCGAAAAAGAGAAUUCUGUCUACGAUAGCAGAAAUCUUUCAGCACAUGAACUUCUAUGGAAGGUUACCAGUUCAGUGAGGUUGGCUGAGAUUUGAGGUCUUGAAUUCUCUUUUGUAAGUGUUAACCUUUGACUAAAAAAGAAAAGAAAAGAUGGCAUUUGUUUCCACGCAAGGACCCACUGUGGUUGACCAAACCACUUUGAUGAAAAAAUACCUCCAGUUUGUGGCAGCUCUGACAGAUGUCAACACACCUGACGAAACGAAGCUGAAGAUGAUGCAAGAAGUCAGUGAAAACUUUGAGAAUGUGACGUCCUCCCCUCAAUAUUCCACAUUUCUGGAGCACAUCAUACCUCGCUUCCUGACUUUCCUCCAGGACGGAGAGGUUCAGUUCUUGCAGGAAAAACCAGCACAGCAACUAAGAAAAUUAGUUCUGGAAAUAAUCCAUAGGAUACCAACAAAUGAACAUCUUCGGCCGCACACCAAAAAUAUCUUAUCUGUGAUGUUCAGAUUUCUAGAGACUGAAAAUGAAGAAAAUGUACUUAUUUGUCUGAGGAUAAUUAUUGAGCUGCACAAACAGUUCCGGCCCGCAAUCACACAAGAGAUUCAUCAUUUCCUGGAUUUUGUGAAACAGAUUUAUAAGGAACUUCCAAAAGUAGUGAGUCGCUACUUUGAGAAUCCUCAGGUCAUCCCAGAGAACACUGUGCCUACUCCAGAAAUGGUUGGUAUGAUCACGACGAUUGUCGUGAAAGUGAACCCUGAACGGGAUGACAGUGAAACCAGGACGCAUUCCAUCAUCCCCAGAGGCUCGCUCUCCUUGAAGGUGUUGGCGGAGCUGCCCAUCAUUGUGGUCCUGAUGUAUCAGCUUUACAAGCUGAACAUCCAUAAUGUGGUGGCUGAAUUUGUGCCCCUGAUCAUGAAUACUAUCAUCAUCCAGGUGUCCGCACAAGCAAGGCAGCAUAAACUUUACAACAAGGAGCUGUAUGCCGACUUCAUUGCUGCACAGAUCAAAACGUUGUCAUUCCUGGCUUACAUUAUCAGGAUUUACCAGGAAUUGGUGGCCAAGUAUUCUCAGCAGAUGGUCAAAGGCAUGUUACAGUUGCUGUCUAACUGCCCAGCCGAAACAGCUCAUCUGCGGAAGGAACUUCUCAUCGCGGCCAAGCACAUCCUGACCACAGACCUGAGGAGCCAAUUUAUUCCAUGCAUGGACAAAUUGUUUGAUGAAUCCAUCCUCAUUGGCUCUGGAUACACUGCACGGGAAACCCUGAGGCCCCUUGCCUACAGCACUUUGGCGGAUCUGGUCCAUCACGUCCGCCAGCACCUGCCGCUCAACGACCUCUCCCUGGCCGUCCAGUUGUUCGCCAAGAACAUCGACGACGAGUCGCUGCCCAGCAGUAUCCAGACCAUGUCGUGCAAACUCCUGCUGAACCUGGUGGACUGCAUUCGCUCCAAGAGCGAGCAAGAGAACGGAAACGGCAGAGACAUCCUCAUGCGGAUGUUGGAGGUGUUUGUCCUGAAAUUCCACACCAUUGCCCGCUACCAGCUCUCCGUCAUUUUCAAGAAGUGCAAGCCGCAGUCUGAGCUCGGGGCGGGAGAAGCCGCGUUGCCCGGCGUGCCGGCCGGGGCGAACGCGGCCUCGGGUCCCGUGCCGUCCCCUGCCCCGCCGGUGGCCCCCACCUCCGGAGCCGUCUUUGAGAAACAAGGAGAAAAGGAGAAAGAGGACAAGCAGACCUUCCAGGUCACGGACUGCCGCAGCCUGGUCAAAACCCUGGUCUGUGGCGUCAAGACCAUCACUUGGGGCAUCACCUCCUGCAAGGCGCCCGGAGAAGCCCAGUUCAUUCCCAAUAAGCAACUGCAACCUAAAGAGACACAGAUCUAUAUAAAACUGGUCAAGUAUGCGAUGCAAGCGUUGGAUAUUUAUCAGGUCCAGAUAGCUGGAAAUGGCCAGACGUAUAUUCGAGUGGCGAAUUGUCAGACUGUCCGGAUGAAAGAAGAGAAGGAGGUCUUGGAACAUUUUGCCGGCGUCUUCACCAUGAUGAAUCCGCUGACUUUUAAAGAAAUCUUCCAGACGACAGUUCCUUACAUGGUUGAGAGGAUCUCCAAGAACUAUGCCCUUCAGAUUGUUGCCAAUUCCUUCCUGGCCAACCCAACUACCUCUGCGCUCUUUGCAACGAUUCUGGUGGAGUAUCUUCUGGAUCGGCUGCCCGAAAUGGGCUCCAACGUGGAGCUCUCCAACCUGUAUCUCAAACUCUUCAAGUUGGUCUUUGGUUCCGUUUCGCUCUUUGCAGCUGAGAAUGAACAAAUGCUGAAGCCCCACCUCCACAAGAUCGUGAACAGCUCCAUGGAGCUGGCCCAGACGGCGAAGGAGCCCUACAACUAUUUCCUGCUGCUUCGCGCCCUCUUCCGCUCCAUCGGCGGGGGCAGCCACGACCUCCUCUAUCAGGAGUUCCUGCCCUUGUUGCCCAACUUGCUGCAAGGUCUCAACAUGCUGCAGAGCGGCCUGCACAAGCAGCACAUGAAGGACCUGUUCGUCGAGCUGUGCCUCACCGUCCCGGUCCGGCUGAGCUCCCUCCUCCCUUACCUGCCCAUGCUGAUGGAUCCCCUGGUCUCGGCCUUAAACGGGUCUCAGACCCUGGUCAGCCAGGGCCUGCGGACGCUGGAGCUGUGCGUGGAUAACUUGCAGCCGGACUUCCUCUACGACCACAUUCAGCCUGUGCGGGCAGAGCUGAUGCAGGCUCUGUGGCGGACGCUGCGCAAUCCUGCCGAGACCAUCUCCCACGUCGCGUACCGUGUGCUGGGCAAAUUUGGCGGAAGCAACCGGAAGAUGCUGAAGGAGUCUCAGAAGCUGCAGUACGUUGUGACGGAGAUCCAAGGCCCCAGCAUCACGGCAGAGUUCUCGGACUGCAAAGCAUCCAUCCAGCUCCCAAUGGAGAAGGCCAUUGAGACUGCCCUGGACUGCUUGAAGAGUGCCAACACGGAGCCAUACUACCGGAGGCAAGCUUGGGAGGUGAUCAAAUGCUUCUUGGUGGCCAUGAUGAGCCUGGAUGAUAACAAGCACGCCCUCUACCAGCUUCUGGCCCAUCCCAAUUUCACGGAAAAGUCGAUCCCCAGCGUCAUCAUUUCCCAUCGGUAUAAGGCCCAGGACACGCCCGCCCGCAAGACAUUUGAGCAGGCGCUGACUGGGGCGUUCAUGUCAGCAGUGAUCAAAGACCUCCGGCCCAGCGCUCUUCCAUUCGUGGCCAGCUUAAUCCGUCAUUACACCAUGGUGGCCGUCGCCCAACAGUGUGGCCCCUUCUUGCUUCAGUGCUACCAAGUGGGAAGCCAGCCGAGCACCGCCAUGUUCCAUAGUGAAGAAAACGGGUCCAAAGGCAUGGACCCCUUAGUGCUGAUCGACGCCAUCGCCAUCUGCAUGGCCUACGAGGAAAAAGAGCUCUGCAAAAUCGGAGAGGUGGCGCUGGCCGUGAUUUUUGAUGUGGCGAGCAUCAUUCUGGGUUCGAAGGAAAGGGCUUGCCAACUCCCCUUGUUCUCGUACAUUGUGGAGCGCCUCUGCGCCUGCUGCUACGAGCAGGCCUGGUACGCCAAGCUCGGGGGCGUGGUGUCGAUUAAAUUCCUGAUGGAGAGGCUGCCUCUCAUCUGGGUGCUCCAGAACCAGCAGACAUUUCUGAAGGCACUCCUGUUUGUCAUGAUGGACCUCACCGGAGAGGUUUCCAACGGAGCGGUGGCCAUGGCCAAGACGACCCUCGAGCAGCUUUUGAUUAGAUGCGCGACUCCCUUGAAAGACGAAGAGAAAACGGAAGAGAUCCUGGCAGCCCAGGAGAAGUCGUUCCACCACGUCACCCACGACCUGGUGCGAGAAGUCACCUCUCCCAACUCCACCGUCCGAAAGCAGGCCAUGCAUUCCUUGCAGGUGCUCGCCCAGGUCACGGGGAAAACCGUCACUGUGAUCAUGGAGCCCCAUAAAGAGGUCCUCCAAGACAUGGUUCCUCCAAAGAAACACUUACUUCGGCACCAGCCUGCAAAUGCCCAGAUCGGUUUGAUGGAAGGGAACACCUUUUGCACCACCCUCCAACCCCGGCUUUUUACCAUGGACCUCAAUGUCGUAGAACACAAAGUGUUUUAUACAGAGCUACUGAACCUGUGUGAGGCGGAAGAUUGUGCCUUGAUGAAAUUGCCCUGUUAUAAGAGUCUUCCCUCGCUGGUCCCUCUUCGAAUUGCAGCCCUCAAUGCCCUAGCCGCCUGCAAUUACUUGCCUCAGUCGAGAGAGAAAAUCAUUGCUGCCCUUUUCAAGGCACUUAACUCAACAAACAAUGAACUCCAGGAGGCAGGAGAGGCUUGCAUGAGAAAGUUUUUGGAAGGUGCUACGAUAGAAGUUGACCAGAUUCACACACACAUGAGGCCCUUGCUGAUGAUGCUGGGAGAUUAUCGCAGUUUGACGCUCAACGUUGUGAACCGCCUCACAUCGGUCACCAGGCUCUUCCCGAACUCCUUUAACGAUAAGUUCUGUGACCAAAUGAUGCAACACCUGCGUAAGUGGAUGGAAGUGGUAGUUAUCACACACAAAGGUGGACAGAGGAGCGAUGGAAACGAGAGCAUUUCCGAGUGCGGGAGAUGUUCCGUGUCUCCAUUCUGUCAGUUUGAGCCUGCCAUGGAAGGGGUAGAGGAAAUGAAGAUUUGCUCAGCAAUUAUAAACCUAUUUCAUCUGAUCCCAGCCGCUCCUCAAACCCUCGUUAAGCCUUUGCUGGAAGUUGUGAUGAAAACGGAACGGGCCAUGUUGAUAGAGGCUGGUAGCCCAUUCAGGGAACCAUUAAUAAAGUUUCUGACACGUCACCCAUCCCAGACGGUUGAGCUCUUUAUGAUGGAAGCCACCUUAAAUGAUCCACAGUGGAGCCGGAUGUUCAUGAGUUUUUUGAAACACAAAGACGCGAAACCUCUGCGCGAUGUCCUGGCAGCUAAUCCCAACCGGUUCAUCACGUUAUUGCUGCCUGGCGGUACCCAAGCAGCCGUCCGGCCGGGUUCACCCAGCACCAGCACCUUGCGCCUUGACCUCCAGUUUCAGGCUAUCAAGAUCAUCAGUAUCAUCGUCAAGAAUGACGAGGGUUGGCUGGCAAACCAGCACUCCCUGGUGAGCCAGUUGAGGCGGGUGUGGGUCAGCGAGGCGUUCCAGGAGAGGCACCGGAAGGAGAACAUGGCUGCCACCAACUGGAAGGAACCCAAGCUCCUGGCCUACUGCUUACUGAACUAUUGCAAGAGAAAUUAUGGUGACAUCGAGCUGCUCUUCCAGCUUCUCCGAGCCUUCACCGGCCGCUUCCUCUGCAACAUGACCUUCUUAAAAGAGUACAUGGAAGAGGAGAUCCCCAAAAACUACACCAUCACGCAGAAGCGGGCCUUGUUCUUCCGGUUUGUCGACUUCAACGAUCCCAACUUUGGAGACGAGCUUAAAGCCAAGGUUCUACAACACAUUCUGAAUCCUGCUUUCUUGUAUAGCUUUGAAAAGGUGGAAGGUGAGCAGCUUCUGGGACCCCCCAACCCAGAAGGAGAUAACCCUGAAAGCAUCACCAGUGUGUUCAUAACCAAGGUGCUGGAUCCAGAAAAACAAGCAGACAUGCUGGAUUCCCUCCGGAUUUACUUGCUGCAGUUCGCGACGCUCCUCGUCGAACACGCCCCGCACCACAUCCACGACAACAACAAGAACCGCAACAGCAAGCUGCGGCGUCUCAUGACCUUCGCCUGGCCCUGCCUGCUCUCCAAGGCCUGCGUGGACCCUGCCUGCAAAUACAGCGGGCACUUGCUUUUAGCCCACAUCAUUGCCAAAUUUGCCAUCCACAAGAAGAUCGUCUUACAGGUCUUUCACAGCCUCCUGAAGGCUCAUGCAAUGGAGGCGCGAGCUAUCGUCAGGCAAGCCAUGGCCAUCCUAACGCCCGCAGUGCCUGCUCGGAUGGAGGACGGCCAUCAGAUGCUGACUCACUGGACGAGGAAAAUCAUCGUCGAAGAAGGGCAUACCGUCCCGCAGCUUGUCCAUAUUUUGCAUUUAAUUGUCCAGCAUUUCAAGGUUUACUAUCCGGUGCGCCACCAUCUCGUGCAGCACAUGGUGAGCGCCAUGCAGAGGCUGGGCUUCACCCCCAGCGUGACGAUCGAGCAGCGGAAGCUGGCCGUGGACCUGUCGGAAGUGGUGAUCAAAUGGGAAUUGCAGCGGAUCAAAGACCAGCAGCCGGAUUCUGAUAUGGACCAAGGAGCCAGCGGGGAAGGGGCCAGCUCAGGCUCGUCCGCCGUGAAAAGAGGACUCUCGGUGGAUUCUGGCCAAGAAGUGAAGCGCUUCAGGACUGCCACCGGGGCAAUCAGUGCCGUAUUUGGACGCAGCCAGUCCCUGCCGGGGGCCGAUGCCCUCCUUUCGAAGCCCAUUGACAAGCAGCACACCGAUACAGUCAUCAACUUCCUCAUCCGCAUCGCUUGCCAGGUAAAUGACAACUCCAACACGGCUGGCUCUCCGGGAGAACUGCUUUCUCGGCGCUGUGUUAACCUUCUGAAGACAGCUUUACGGCCGGACAUGUGGCCAAAGUCAGAGCUGAAACUGCAGUGGUUUGAUAAGCUCCUCAUGACAGUGGAGCAGCCCAACCAGGCCAACUUCGCCAACAUCUGCACUGGGCUCGAGCUGCUGUGUUUCCUCCUCACCGUCCUCCAGUCCCCAGCCAUCCUGAGCAGCUUCAAGCCUCUGCAGCGAGGAAUCGCUUCUUGUAUGACGUGCGGCAACACCAAGGUGCUGAGAGCCGUCCACAGCCUGCUUUCUCGCUUAAUGAGCAACUUCCCUACAGAACCAAGUACGUCAAGUGUAGCCUCCAAGUAUGAAGAGCUGGAGUGUCUCUAUGCUGCUGUCGGGAAGGUGAUUUAUGAAGGGCUGACCAAUUAUGAGAAAGCUGCAAAUGCCAACCCUUCCCAGCUGUUUGGCACUUUAAUGAUCCUGAAGUCUGCGUGCAGUAACAACCCCAGCUACAUCGACAGGUUGAUUUCGGUCUUCAUGCGCUCGCUGCAGAAGAUGGUGAGGGAACAUCUAAACCAGCAGGCUCAAGCCGGGACAGCCGAAGCAAACACAGCAGGUACCAGCGAAUUGGUCAUGCUGAGCUUGGACCUGGUGAAAACCCGCCUUGCUGUGAUGAGCAUGGAGAUGAGGAAGAACUUUAUCCAGACCAUUCUGACAUCGCUCAUUGAGAAGUCGAACGAUGCCAAAAUCCUCCGUGCGGUGGUCAAAAUAGUGGAAGAGUGGGUGAAGAACAACUCCCCGAUGGCCGCCAACCAGACACCGACACUCCGAGAGAAGUCCAUUUUGCUGGUAAAAAUGAUGACCUACAUUGAAAAACGUUUUCCCGAGGACCUUGAGUUAAAUGCCCAGUUCUUAGACCUUGUUAACUAUGUCUACAGGGACGAAAACCUUUUGGGGAGCGAGCUCACCGCCAAGCUGGAGCCGGCCUUCCUUUCGGGACUCCGCUGCGCCCAGCCGCUCAUCCGGGCCAAGUUCUUCGAGGUCUUCGACAACUCCAUGAAGCGCCGUGUCUACGAGCGGCUGCUGUACGUCACCUGCUCGCAGAACUGGGAAGCCAUGGGCAGCCACUUCUGGAUCAAGCAGUGCAUCGAGCUCCUGUUGGCUGUGUGUGAAAGAAACACCACCAUUGGGACUAGCUGCCAAGGGUCCAUGCUCCCGUCCAUCACCAAUGUGAUCAACCUCGCCGACAGUCAUGACCGGGCAGCAUUCGCGAUGGUGACCCACGUCAAGCAAGAGCCUCGUGAAAGAGAAAACAGCGAGUCCAAAGAAGAGGAUGUGGAGAUCGAUAUUGAAUUGGCUCCCGGUGAUCAGACAAGUACUCCCAAAACCAAAGAACUCUCGGAAAAGGAUAUUGGCAACCAACUGCAUAUGUUGACCAAUCGGCACGAUAAGUUCCUUGACUCACUUCGAGAAGUGAAGACUGGAGCGCUGCUGAGUGCCUUUGUGCAGCUCUGCCAUAUCUCCACACCCCUAGCAGAAAAGACUUGGAUCCAGCUUUUCUCCAGAUUGUGGAAAAUCCUCUCUGACAGGCAGCAACAUGCUCUGGCAGGCGAAAUCAGCCCUUUCUUGUGCAGCGGCAGCCACCAAGUGCAGCGUGACUGCCAGCCCAGCGCGCUGAACUGUUUUGUGGAGGCCAUGUCGCAGUGCGUCCCCCCCAUUCCCAUCAGGCCCUGCGUGCUGAAGUACCUGGGCAAAACGCACAACCUCUGGUUCCGCUCGACUCUGAUGCUGGAGCACCAGGCCUUCGAGAAAGGACUCAGCCUCCAGAUUAAGCCGAAGCAGACCACUGAAUUCUACGAGCAGGAGAGCAUCACUCCGCCCCAACAGGAAAUUCUUGAUUCUCUGGCCGAGCUGUAUUCCUUGCUGCAAGAAGAGGAUAUGUGGGCCGGAUUGUGGCAGAAGCGCUGCAAAUUCCCCGAGACGGCGACGGCAGUUGCCUACGAACAGCACGGCUUCUUUGAGCAGGCCCAAGAAACCUACGAAAAGGCAAUGGAGAAAGCCAAGAAAGAGCAUGAAAGAAGUAAUGCGUCUCCUGCUAUUUUCCCUGAGUAUCAGCUCUGGGAGGACCACUGGAUUCGGUGCUCCAAAGAGCUGAACCAGUGGGAAGCACUGACCGAAUACGGCCAGUCUAAGGGCCACAUCAAUCCCUACCUCGUCCUGGAGUGUGCUUGGCGGGUCUCCAACUGGACGGCCAUGAAGGAGGCGCUGGUGCAGGUGGAGCUGAGUUGCCCCAAAGAGAUGGCCUGGAAGGUCAACAUGUACCGGGGCUACCUGGCCAUCUGCCAUCCGGAAGAGCAGCAGCUGAACUUCAUUGAGCGUCUGGUCGAGAUGGCCAGCGGCUUGGCGAUUCGGGAAUGGCGGAGGCUCCCCCACGUGGUGUCGCACGUCCACACACCCCUUCUCCAGGCCGCGCAGCAAAUCAUUGAACUUCAGGAGGCGGCCCAGAUCAACGCAGGCUUGCAGCCGGCCAACCUGGGCAGGAACAACAGCCUGCACGACAUGAAGACGGUCGUGAAGACCUGGAGGAACCGGCUGCCCAUCGUGUCGGACGACUUGUCCCACUGGAGCAGCAUCUUCAUGUGGAGGCAGCACCAUUACCAAGCCAUUGUAAGCGCCUACGAGAACAGCACUCAGCACGAUCCGAGCUCCAACAACGCCAUGCUGGGAGUCCACGCUUCGGCCUCGGCAAUUAUCCAGUACGGCAAGAUCGCCCGGAAGCAAGGCCUGGUCAACGUGGCCCUGGACAUCCUGAGCCGCAUCCACACCAUCCCGACGGUGCCCAUCGUGGACUGCUUCCAGAAGAUCCGGCAGCAAGUCAAGUGCUACCUGCAGCUCGCGGGAGUCAUGGGCAAAAAUGAAUGCAUGCAGGGCCUGGAGGUGAUCGAAUCGACCAAUCUGAAGUACUUUACCAAGGAGAUGACUGCAGAGUUCUAUGCCCUGAAGGGGAUGUUCCUGGCCCAGAUCAACAAGUCCGAAGAAGCCAACAAGGCCUUCUCGGCCGCUGUCCAGAUGCACGACGUGCUGGUGAAGGCCUGGGCCAUGUGGGGGGACUACUUGGAGAACAUCUUCGUCAAGGAGCGGCAGCUGCAUCUCGGGGUGUCUGCCAUCACCUGCUACCUGCACGCCUGUCGCCAUCAGAACGAGAGCAAAUCCCGGAAGUACUUGGCAAAGGUUCUCUGGCUGUUGAGCUUUGACGACGACAAGAACACGCUGGCGGACGCCGUGGACAAGUACUGCAUCGGCGUCCCCCCCAUCCAGUGGCUGGCUUGGAUUCCGCAGCUGCUCACCUGCCUGGUGGGAUCCGAGGGCAAGCUUCUCCUGAACCUGAUCAGUCAGGUUGGCCGGGUCUAUCCCCAGGCGGUUUACUUCCCUAUCCGGACCCUUUAUUUGACACUGAAGAUAGAACAGCGCGAACGCUACAAAAGUGAUUCUGGACAGCAACAGCCCAGUUCCGUGGGAAGUCAGUCGCAUUCUGCUUCGGACCCCGGACCGAUCCGAGCCACGGCCCCCAUGUGGCGUUGCAGCCGCAUCAUGCAUAUGCAGCGCGAAUUGCAUCCCACGCUUCUCUCUUCGUUGGAAGGGAUCGUUGAUCAGAUGGUCUGGUUCAGGGAGAACUGGCAUGAGGAGGUCCUCCGGCAGCUGCAGCAAGGCCUGGCCAAGUGCUACUCGGUGGCCUUUGAGAAGAGCGGGGCCGUCUCCGACGCCAAGAUCACCCCCCACACGCUGAAUUUUGUCAAGAAGCUGGUCAGCACCUUCGGCGUCGGCUUGGAGAACGUCUCCAACGUCUCCACCAUGUUCUCCAGUGCCGCCUCGGAGUCCCUCGCCCGGAGAGCCCAGGCGACGGCCCAGGACCCCGUCUUUCAGAAGCUCAAGGGGCAGUUCACCACCGACUUUGACUUCAGCGUGCCGGGCUCCACGAAGCUCCACAACCUGAUUUCGAAGCUGAAGAAAUGGAUCAAGAUCCUGGAGGCCAAGACCAAGCAGCUCCCCAAGUUCUUCCUCAUUGAGGAGAAAUGUCGUUUCCUGAGCAACUUCUCCGCCCAGACCGCAGAGGUAGAAAUUCCUGGCGAGUUCCUGAUGCCGAAGCCAACACAUUAUUACAUCAAGAUUGCAAGAUUCAUGCCCCGAGUCGAGAUCGUCCAGAAGCACAACACGGCCGCCCGAAGACUCUACAUCCGGGGCCACAAUGGGAAGAUCUACCCCUAUCUGGUCAUGAACGACGCCUGCCUGACAGAGUCCCGCCGAGAAGAGCGUGUCCUGCAGCUCCUCCGCCUUCUGAACCCCUGCCUGGAGAAGCGGAAAGAGACCACCAAGAGGCACCUGUUUUUCACAGUCCCCCGAGUCGUGGCGGUCUCUCCGCAGAUGCGCCUGGUGGAAGACAACCCCUCCUCCCUCUCCCUGGUGGAGAUCUACAAGCAGCGCUGUGCCAAGAAGGGGAUUGAGCACGACAGCCCCAUCUCGCGCUACUACGACCGGCUCGCCACCGUCCAGGCGCGGGGGACCCAGGCCAGCCAUCAGGUCCUCCGGGAUAUUCUGAAAGAAGUGCAGGGCAACAUGGUUCCCCGCAGCAUGCUGAAGGAAUGGGCUCUGCACACCUUCCCCAACGCCACCGACUACUGGACCUUCCGCAAGAUGUUCACCAUCCAGCUGGCUCUGAUCGGCUUUGCAGAAUUCGUCUUCCACUUGAACAGGCUGAACCCCGAGAUGUUUCAGAUUGCCCAGGAUACCGGCAAACUCAAUGUGGCCUACUUCCGCUUCGAUAUUAAUGAUUCAACCGGAGACCUUGAUGCUAACCGUCCAGUCCCGUUUCGGCUCACCCCAAAUAUUUCCGAGUUCCUCACCACCAUUGGCGUGUCUGGACCGCUCACUGCCUCGAUGAUUGCCGUCGCCCGCUGUUUUGCACAGCCAAACUUUAAGGUUGAUGGCAUCCUGAAGACGGUGCUGCGAGAUGAAAUCAUUGCCUGGCACAAGAAAACCCAAGAGGAUACCUCCUCCCCGCUCUCGGCAGCCGGGCAGCCCGAAAACAUGGACAGCCAGCAGCUGGUUUCCCUGGUUCAGAAAGCUGUUACCGCCAUCAUGACCCGCCUGCACAAUCUGGCUCAGUUUGAAGGAGGAGAGAGCAAAGUCAACACACUGGUCGCCGCGGCAAACAGCCUGGAUAACCUCUGCCGCAUGGAUCCCGCUUGGCACCCCUGGCUCUGACCUGGCACCGCAACGCUCUUGUUCUGUUAUAGCGGGAAAGACAGAGAGAGGGAUGCCAAGGGUCCAUGCUGAACCUGGACUUUGCCGGUUCUCUCAAAUCACCGCAACGCCACCUUUUGAUAGUCUUCUAUGGGAUCAUGUUUACCAGAGUAACCGCUGUCUCUCCGCUCUCGGAGGGAUUUCCCGUGCAUACCACGCAAGGAUCACUUUUGCGGACAGAAAGGGGGUGUUCGGCAGGGUGUUGAAGAAUCUUGUUUUAUGUCAAAUGUGAGAAUAUGGACACGAGGUACAAACAGAAAUGUUGCCUGCUCCUGAUCGUCAAUCAUUUUUAAAGCAGCUUGUGUUCCCACAUCGUGGGUCUUAACUGUGUGAAGUUUUUUUUAAUUUUUAAAAAAAGUGUUUUCUUUAUUGUUUACCUUGGUAAUUGGUACAAAGACUCCUGAAAUACUGUUCCAUCUGAAAUAUACAUGAGUUAACAUGGAUGUGUACAGAGAUUUUUGUAACAAAAUGUACAGAAGAAUCCCCCUUUUUUCAUAGCUAGUUGGAGAGAAAUAAUCAAAUUUGUGCUAGUUUUUCUUGGGGUUCAGGCUAAUGUACACUGUUAGCAGAACCAUUUCUGAACUCUAGUUUAGUGAAUCACUUAAGCAUACAAGGGAAUUUAUAAAAAUGAUUUUGUCAUCUGUUGAGACAGACAUUUGGGUGGGACUCGGAGUGCAACACAAAUACAAAAGUAUAUGAUACACUGAUGAUAUAUUUUUGAGCUUGAGUGCGUUUAAAUGUAUAUCGUUAAAGUAGCUUCUUGAGGAACCAUUGUUAGUUUUUACCUUUGUAAUUUAAAAAAGAAAAAGAAAUUGCUUUUAUUUCAAUCUGUCGUCUUUUUUUUUUAUAAACCUUGCAGUGUUGAGAAUGUUCCAGUUCAAAUUUGUACAGAGUGACUUUUUCAAAAUAAAUAUUUUCGAAAAUG